AUGGAUGAAAUUCAAGUUAUCAAAGAAUCUUUUUUUGCAAACCACCCGAACUGGACAGCUAUAGACCUCAGAUCCAAAAAAGAUGGUAAGUGGCUUACAUUUUAUAACGCAAAAACCAAUAAAAAAUAUAACGGACCACGAUAUAAACAACUUAAAACAGCAAGGCGUCAAUUAUAUGUUCAUAAAAAGUAUGAGGAGAAAAAAGAACCUGCUCCUCCAACAAUUUAUGAUAUAAAAAUCAAUGAUAAUUAUACAAGUUUGCCAUGUCGUCCUUUAUGUCCAUAUCUUUUAAAACAAAAUGAUCCGAGAGAAUCACCUGCUAUAGAUCUACCUGAUUUAUCUGAAUAUUCUUAUAAAAAAUUUAAAGGUCAUCCACCUUUAACAACAAGACAUAGAUAUUCAACGCAUUUAUUCAACAGACUUAGGCAGGAAGAGAUUAUUCAAAAUCUACCGAAAUUUAAUCCACACCCUCCUGUAAAGAGAGAAUUGCCAAAAACUCCAUCACUAUUUGAGCGAUCAAUUCAAGGUGAUCCCUAUGAAUAUAAAUGGAAUGAUGAUACUAUUAAAAUGGCAAGAGAGAUCUCAACUGCGAUUAAUCCAAGAAGGAAAUUCAAAUCUCCAUAG
Trichomonas vaginalis G3 is the source of this 624-nucleotide messenger RNA. RefSeq lists its product as uncharacterized. The coding region runs from base 1 to 624 and encodes 207 amino acids. The record is from RefSeq and is a predicted model, not a curated record. Lineage: Eukaryota; Parabasalia; Trichomonadida; Trichomonadidae. The transcript has a single exon.